Macroventuria anomochaeta is the source of this 1050-nucleotide messenger RNA. Its product is annotated as phosphoglycerate mutase family protein. The coding region runs from base 77 to 892 and encodes 271 amino acids. NCBI's taxonomy places the organism in Eukaryota, Fungi, Ascomycota, Dothideomycetes, Pleosporales, Didymellaceae. The record is from RefSeq and is a predicted model, not a curated record. The transcript is spliced from 4 exons.
CGCAACUCGCCAACAUACACACGCGCAGUCGCUUUCAUCGAAAUACCAGAGUAUCGGGACAGGUUGAGAUUCGACGAUGAUAGAGACCGUGCUCAUUGUCCGCCAUGCGUUUCGGUCAAACUGGAGUGUGGACCCUACAACAGGAGAAUACACCGCACUGCUAGUCAAGUCUCCGACUGGCAUACCGACCGAUCCUCCGUUGACGUCGAAAGGCGUCCAACAAUCCAAAGAACUUGCCGAUUAUCUGUCCAGUAUCGAGCCGCCGGUUGAUGUCAUCUACUCGAGCCCCUUUUAUCGCUGUCUGCAGACGCUCAAGCCAUUCACCGACAGACACUUCGGUGGCGGCAAAUCGAGUGGAAAGAUCAGGAUCGAUCGAGGGAUUGGUGAAUUCUUUGGUCGUGCUGACUGGGAACACCCACACCCACCCACUUUGGAGAUGUUGACUCCUCACUUCGAGAACCUUGAUCAAGACCAUGUCUCUACGCAUAUACCAAUGUCUAAGGGCGAGAUGAUUGUCGAACUUCACGAGCGUGUUCGAAAGGCUCUAGAUCACAUGAUUACCACGCUGGAUAACAAUCCAGCACAUCCCAAGACACUUCUGAUCUGCAGUCAUGCCGCCACAAUAAUAGCAGCUGGGCGAGUACUGACUGGUCAGAUGCCAGAUGAUCCAGACACAGAUGACUUCCAAUGCUUCACUGCAGGGCUAUCGAAGUUUAUUCGCAAAAGCACCGAUCCUGCAAAAGGUAUAGCUGGCAACUGGGACUGUGUCCUCAACUCUGAGACGUCGUUCUUGUCAGGAGGUGCCGAACGAGGCUGGAAAUUUAACGGCGACGAGAGCUUUGUGGCAUUUCCCGAUGACCCAAUAGGAGCGGUGGAAGCCCCCAAGCUGUAGAGAGCACGACUUGAUUUGCAUCUCGUGUAGAGUCACGAGGCGCUGCAAUGCAGCAUUUCUGCCGGUAGUUGAUAAAUACCAUAGACUCUAGCAUUUCCAUCGGUCAGGCCCACAGACAGUAGAUAUAAACGAAGAUCACUUCGCACAACAUGCCUCAU